Frankliniella occidentalis (western flower thrips) is the source of this 2912-nucleotide messenger RNA. Its product is annotated as collagen alpha-1(I) chain. The transcript is spliced from 6 exons. Lineage: Eukaryota; Metazoa; Arthropoda; Insecta; Thysanoptera; Thripidae. The record is from RefSeq and is a predicted model, not a curated record. The coding region runs from base 365 to 2116 and encodes 583 amino acids.
GCGGCGGCCGCGAGAGGUGGUCUCCCUCACCGUUCCGACUGCGCGGCGCUACGCGGCGCUCGCCGCCUGGGCUGCUCGGGGAGGGGGUUGCGCGAGCUGGCGCGCGCGAGCCGGCAGCCACCCCGGGACAGCAUGCGCCCGCCGACCUGCUGGGCGCCGACGCGCGCCCGCCACGCGGACCCCGCUGUGCUGCUGCACGCCGUGCUGCCCGCCGUGCCACUCAUGCAACUACCGCUGCUCGAGCUCGCCGGCUGAGUGCCGAUGUGCUCGACGAGGUUCUUCGCUUCCAUGACGGCGCUGCGGUGAGCAUCGUCGCCGACAUCAUCAUCACCAUCAUCAUCAUCAUCUACCCCCCGCAGAGGCAAUGUCGGCUGACGCGGCCAGCUCGGUGGAGCCGAGGACGGCGCUGGCGCAGGUCAACGGCACCACCUCCACCACGACCAUGAGCCCCGAGCUGCGGGAGCAGCUGCGCGUCGAGUUCUUCCGCACCUACGACAUGAUGACCGGGGUGCGCAUCGCGGCCACGCUGGGCGGCUUCUUCGGCAUGAUGGUGCUGCUGGUGCUGUACAAGAGCCGCUGCCGGCCGCGCAAGACGGCCAUCAAGGAGGUGCGGCUGGCGGCGGCCAAGGCCGUGGUGGAGGAGGAGGACCAGCAGGAGGCCGUGGCCGCGGCCAUCUACAUGCAGACCGUGGUGACGGGCCGCGUGCCCCGCCGCAGCCUGGGCGCGCUGUCCGCGCCCGUGGGGCCGGCGGGGGCGUGGGGCCCCCCGGGGGCGGGCGCCGGCCUCAGCCCGCGCGGCUCCGUCGCGUACAGCAUCGGCGGCGGCGGGCCCCUCGGCGCGGGCCACGGCCCCCACGGCCUCGUCCCCCGCGCCGCCUUCCUCCGCGGCGGCCGCCCGGCCUCGCUCGACGAGGACGCCCUGGACCCCGUGCCCCUGCCCGUCCGCUUCUCCUCGCUCAGCGGCUGCAGCCUGCUCGACGCCAAGGUCGCCAUCUCCUCCGUCAGAAGGGCCUCCAUGCUGCCGAACCCGCCGACGCGCCACCUGCACCAGCGGCUGCACCUUCACCAGCAGCGCCACCAGCAGCACCGACGCGAGAGCAAGCUGCUGCAGGACCAGCGCCUGGACCUGCUGCGGCCGCGGCUGCAGGCUGCGCCGCCGCCGGGCCCGGGGUCGCCGUCGGCGUCCCUGGCGGGCUCCCUGGCGGCGCUGGGACCCCCUUGCCCGGCGGGGCCCGCCAUCCGGACCAGGGACGCCGCCAAGCCCAAGGGCGGCGGCAGGGCGAGGUCGGCCUCCCUGCACGCGGGCGCGGGCGGAGCCGCGGGGGGCCAGGGUCAGGGCCAGGGUCAAGGCCAGGCUCCCCCGGGGGGCCGCAGACACAGCCAGGCGCGCGCCGCCAGGAAGGCGUUGACCGGGGGCCCCGGCCAGGGGCUUUCUCCCUUCCACCCGCGGGGGGCCUUCGCGCUGCGGACGCCACUGGGGGUAAGUACCUGCAGCCGCGGGGGGCACCCCGUGCUGCGGACGGCGCUGGGCGUAAGUACCUGCGGCCGUGGGGGGCACCCCGUGCUGCGGACGCCACUGGGGGUGAUCGACUCCUCCCCCGAGCUGGCGGGCAGCCCUGCCGGCAGCAUGGCCAGCAUGGGCAGCCAGGCCUGCCCGCGCGGGGGGCCACCUCCACCGCCGCCCCCGCCGCCGGGGGCCGGGGCGCUGUCUGCUGACGCCAACGACUCCAACUCGUCGUCCUGCCUCGUGCUGCCCUACGGCGCGCCGUGCGAGUCCUUUGAGCUGGCCGAGAUCGCUUACGGCGAGGCAGCAGCACCUCUGGCGAGGAUCGCGACUCUCGAGACGGCCUCCAUCAGGGAUGGCGACGGCGUCCUGGACAGCGGCUCCGACUCGGUGUUCGGUGUGCCGCCCACGCAGCACGGCCAGGCCCCGGACACCGCGGACCAGGCCGACACCGGCGUCGACACGGGGCAGGACGCGGACACGGACCAGGACGCCGACGGACAGCUGUCCACGGACUCGAACGGGUCCGGGAGCUCCACGCCCCACCAGGUCGUGAGGCACAAGCCUCGCCUCUACGUGCUUCCCGUGGGCAUGGCCCCCGUUUCCGGGUGAGUGUAGGCUGUAGGCACAGCACAAAGAGCACACAGUCCGAAGACUGCACUCGACACCGUCUGGUCAAUACCCUCGCAGCCAGCGUCCACACGGAGAUGGAUCGGUUGCGAAUCGGCUGGACUGCUCGUGGUAAUGCAACCCCAAUCCAGCCACCUCGCCGGGGCUCAGGCGUCUCAAGGGAGCACCAACACCGAGCUGCGCGGGCAGGGCAAAGAGAGUAGAGAAGCUAUAGUAAAAUUUCCGAAAAAGUUCAAGUUUUUCGAAGGAAAAAAAAGCAAGCACUUUUUAGAACCUUUCGAAAACUACACAGGUGCAUGGACGAGGGAAGGUGUAAAUGGGCCAUCAUAGAAAACAGGGGGGUUUCUUACGUCAUCUCAUUGAUUUAUUUGCAAGUUCUCUUCAAACAAACAUUGGUUUUAAAACUUAAAAGCCAGAAUAGUACGCGUCCUCCUUUGGGUAGAGGUGACCAAAGCUGCGGUAGUAGCGGCUGGGGCUGUAGUAGAAGUUGCGCUUGGGGUAGUAUUCGGAGUCGAAGUAGUUGCCGAAGCGGGGGUAGUACUCGCUGGGGUAGUAGCGGCUGGAGACCGGCAGCGCAGACUCAGAGUAGAAGCGCUUGGAGAUGGGGAGCUCGCUGGAGUAAGAGCUGGCGAUAGGGGCCUUCUCGUAGAAGCGGCUGGCGGGGAACUCAGUGGAGUAAGAGCUGACGGUGGGGGCCUUCUCGUAGAAGCGGCUGGCAGGGAACUCAGUGGAGUAAGAGCUGACGAUGGGGGCCUUCUCGUAGUAGCGGCUGGCGGGA